Molecule: messenger RNA, 327 nt
Organism: Penicillium robsamsonii
Lineage: Eukaryota; Fungi; Ascomycota; Eurotiomycetes; Eurotiales; Aspergillaceae
Product: Spo12 family protein
Exons: 3
Coding region: 1-327 (108 amino acids)
Source: RefSeq, a predicted model, not a curated record
AUGGACGCCACCACACAAGCUCAGCCUCUGGCCGACCGCUCAACCAACACCCGCCUGAACGCGAGCGACAAGACCGACCUGAAGGGUUCGGACAUUUCAUCAAUGGAAUACCACCGCCAGGUGUUGCAGGACAAAGUCACAGGCGAGGAACAACCUGCCUCCUACGUCUCCCCCUCAGACGAUAUCAUGAGCCCCUGUACAAAGAAGUUGAGCGAUAUCAAGGGCAAGCGGUUCAAGAACGCCGGCAAGCCCCAGUCGCUGUUCGCUAAGCUCGGCAAGAAGAGCUACGAGCAAUCCACAGCCGAACAGGGUCGGACUGAAAAUUAG